Molecule: messenger RNA, 2322 nt
Organism: Argiope bruennichi
Lineage: Eukaryota; Metazoa; Arthropoda; Arachnida; Araneae; Araneidae
Product: piggyBac transposable element-derived protein 4-like
Exons: 2
Coding region: 1-2199 (732 amino acids)
Source: RefSeq, a predicted model, not a curated record
AUGGAACAAAGUACAAGAAGACUAAAUGACAUGGAAAAUCAGAUUUCCCUUCCAGAUGAAAGUAGCGAUGAAAAUGAUUUUGAGCAUUCUAAUAGAGACGAAGAAAUUGAAAGCAGCGAUGAAAAUGAUUUUGAGCAUUCUGAUAGAGACGAAGAAAUUGAAAGCAGCGAUGAAAAUGAUUUUGAGCAUUCUGAUAGAGACGAAGAAAUUGAAAGCAGCGAUGAAAAUGAUUUUGAGCAUUCUGAUAGAGACGAAGAAAUUGAAAGCAGCGAUGAAAAUGAUUUUGAGCAUUCUAAUAGAGACGAAGAAAUUGAAAGCAGCGAUGAAAAUGAUUUUGAGCAUUCUAAUAGAGACGAAGAAAUUGAAAGCAGCGAUGAAAAUGAUUUUGAGCAUUCUGAUAGAGACGAAGAAAUUGAAAGCAGCGAUGAAAGUGAUUUUCAGCAUUCUGAUAGCGACGAAGAAAUUGAAAUCAGCGAUGAAAGUGAUUUUGAUAACGACGAAGAAAUUGAAAGCAGCGAUGAAAGUGAUUUUAAUAAUGACGAAGAAAUUGAAAGCAGCGAUGAAAGUGAUUCUGAUAGCGACGAAGAAGAGGAAGAUUUGCCUGAAGAUGAAACUGCAGCGGAAUAUUCCAAUGAAAUAGAUUGGACAGAUGAAGUUAAAAACGAUUUGUUAGCUCCCAAUGAAGAAUUUGUCUUUGAUGCUGGCCCUGUUCAUGAUUUGCCAAUCGGUUCAACACCUCUACAGUUUUUUAAGUUGUUCUUUACAACUGACUUGUGUGAAGUGAUUAAAUUGAAUAUAAACAAAUAUGCAGAAAUUGAGCAGAAACGGAAAAAAACAAUAGAUGCGCAAUGGAAACCCAUUAAUGACAUUCAGGAAUUGUGGAAAUUUUUUGUCAUUAUAAUAUUAAGUGGUAUUAAUCGAGUUCCGAGCUUAAAUGACUACUGGGCCAACAAUUGGAUCACUGGAAAUCAAGCUGUGAAAAAACUAAUGAGUAGAAAAAGAUUUCAGAAAAUUCUUCACUACUUCUGCGUAGUGGAUGGCCUUAAUAAUGAAUCCAAAGAUGAUGGAAAUUUUAAUUUUACGCAAACAGUAAAACCGAUAAUGGAAGACAUCAGAGAUCGCUAUCUUAAACAUUUCAAACCGCCCAAAGAACUUUCCAUUAGUGAAGCUUUAAUCAAAAAUGAAGAUUGUUUGAAGAUACUCCAAUUUAAAUCUUUGAAACCGCUAAAAACCGGUUUAAAAAUUUGGACUCUCAGUUCUCCUAAAGGAUAUGUAUUCAAUUUCGAUAUUUGUACUGAAAAAAACGCCAAAAUCAAAAGAUCCAAAAGCAGGCUGAUACAUAAUGUUGCCAAUCAUCUUUUAGUGCCUAUUAAAACAAAUGGCCACCACAUCUAUUUGGAUCGAUUUUUUUCCAGCGUGCCUUUGAUGAUGGAUAUUUUUAAAAAAGGUCACCGCGCUUGUGGCUGUAUCCGAAUCUACAGAAAACAGUUACCUGAAGAACUGAAAACCCUAAAAUUAAAAGAACCUGGUGACUACCAGCACUUCCAAUGCAUUCAGUACCCAGAUAUGUUAUGCUGUGUGUGUGGUUACAGAAAUAAAUAUUGUAUUAUAUCUACUAAUUCCAAAAUGGAAUUAGUUGAUGUGAAAAUGAGAGAAGGUUCUAAAAUAACUACUGAACAAUGUCCAUCUGCAAUUAUCAAAUACGAUACAUACAUGAAAAAGGUCAAACUCGUACUCCCAAACCAAGAUUAUUACAAUCGUGUCAGCAAAUUAAGUAAAUGGUGGAGAUAUUUGUUUUGGUUCUUGUUGGAUUCCUGUUUAAAGAAUGCAUAUAUUGUAUAUACUUCGACAAAUACGCCUCGAAAUCAAAGCUCAAAUGGAUUCACGGAUUUUAAAUUAGACGUAAUAGAAGAAAUCUUAGAAAGCAUAACAGUGGAUUCUUCACGCAAAAAAAGCACUCCUUCAUGCUGUGCAACCUCUGUACUUUCCUCCGAACCAGACCAGAGUCCUUCCACUUCGUCGACCCUCUCUCACCAGAGAGUAAAAAUCAAGGGCAAGAAACAAGCUUGUGGAAGGUGCCGCCGAUUGAAACUCAAAACAGCAGCGAAUUAUUGCGUUCAAAGUUCUUGCAUGUGCAACAAGUGUCAGAUAUAUCUCUGUGUGUCCUGUUUUGAUGCAUAUCACAGUGAAAACGUUUGAAACGCAGUUUUCUUCGAAGAUCAAAAAUCAUCUGCCUGAUGAUUUCCUCAUAUAAAUAGAUUGCCGGUCUUCUACUCUUUACAAAUAUUGAUGAAAUAAGUCCUAAUUCUUCAAGUAACAAUU